Rhodamnia argentea is the source of this 1848-nucleotide messenger RNA. Its product is annotated as tRNA pseudouridine synthase A. Gene Ontology annotation, molecular function: RNA binding; pseudouridine synthase activity. The transcript is spliced from 9 exons. Bases 122 to 1519 code for a protein of 465 amino acids. The record is from RefSeq and is a predicted model, not a curated record. Gene Ontology annotation, biological process: tRNA pseudouridine synthesis. NCBI's taxonomy places the organism in Eukaryota, Viridiplantae, Streptophyta, Magnoliopsida, Myrtales, Myrtaceae.
AAAAAAAGGCACCCGCCUUGUUGGGCCACGGCCCGACGUCGACGCCCGAACCCGGUUGGCUACUCGCGAGCGCUUCACUUUUCACCACCCGUCACUCCAAAAUCCGGGGAAGCGUGAAUGAAUGCUGACUGCUUCAUUUCGAGGUAAUCGAGCUUCCCUCGCGAACUCUGUCCCGAAACGCUUCCGAGGCAUCGCGACCCCCCGCAAUCGCUUAGCGUCUCCGACCCUCUCGAUGAUAGGCGGAGAGCCGGAGGCCGGUGAAGGGAAGGUCUACGUUCACUACGACCACGUCCUUCCCUCCAGAUACGAUCGAUGGACGGCGAGGGAGAGCUUCCAGUUCAUGUACGACAGGCCCUGGCAAGACGUCCAGGAUUUCUUCUCCAGUGUCAUCAAUGGGCGGUUAUCGCUUUCCGAGUUGUUCGGGACUGAGAGAUCUCUUGUUCAUGAUAAUACCAAAAUUCCAGAGGCUUGCGAGAAGUCUGGACUAGAGAGUCUUCCAGGAGGGAAUAGGUCUGGAAGAUGGGAAAGAAGAACAUAUAAGAUUGUCCUUUCUUAUCAUGGUGGUUCUUUUGAUGGUUGGCAAAAGCAGCGUGGCUUAAACACCGUCCAGGGCUCAAUAGAAAAAUCUCUUGGGGAGUUUGUGGAUGAGAAGAAAGCUAAGCUCCUAAAGGACAAGUCCUUGCCUGUGGAGGGCUGUGCUGUGGUUGCUGGGCGGACCGAUAAAGGAGUAACGGCUUUGGGGCAAGUCUGUUCAUUCUAUACAUGGAGAAAGGAUGUUGAACCUCAACAUAUUGAACUCGCCGUUAAUACUGCAGCACCAAGGAGACUCAGGGCAGUAUCUGUUUCUGAGGUAUCUCGUUCAUUCCAUCCCAAUUUCUCUGCAAAGUGGAGGCGCUAUUUGUACAUAUUUCCUUUCAAUGAUGGAGAAAAUGGGGAGCUAAGCGAGGGGACUAGGAAGAAUGUUGACAAAAUAUGUUCAAAAGCUAAUAGUGCAUGCAGAAGCAAGGGAUUUGGUAAUGAUAUUGGUAAUGAGGAUCUUCAGAGUUUUAUCUUAUCUGACGAGGAUGAUGAUUAUGAAGCUGGAAAUAAACAAGUGAGCUUUGAAGUUAGUCGGGUGAAUCAAUUUUUGCAGCUUCUAGAAGGGAAAUUACUGUCAUACAAGAUGUUUGCUCGAGAUACAAAGGCUUCAAGAAAUAUUGGCCCACCAACAGAAUGUUUCCUGUAUCAUGCUCGUGCUUCUUUGGCCAGAUUAAAAGGCGCGGAUCACCAAGGAGGAAGAAAUGUUAUGUGCAUUGAGCUGGUUGCUAAUCGAUUCCUUCGGAAGAUGGUUCGGGUUCUUGUAGCAACAUCAAUAAGAGAAGCAGCGGCAGGUUCAGAGCAGGAUGUGUUGAUGAAGCUGAUGGAUUCGACAUGUAGACGUGCGACUGCUCCUCCAGCUCCUCCUGAUGGCCUGUGUCUCGUUGAUGUCGGGUACACAGAUUUCAAUCCGGCCACUUGCCUCAUUAAGAAGGGAUCUUGAACUUGAUAUCCGUGUUGUGUCAUGGAACAGCCAAAUUAUUCUUGAUAUAAACAGUCAUUUUUCCUCUUCCAUUUUCCCUGCAUUCUCUGCAGUUGCGGGCAGAUAUUUGCCAGUUUUCAUCCUAUCAAAUUGUAAUGCUUGAUAGGGUUGUCGACGAAGGGAACAAGUCAUGUGGGAACCAUCAGAGAAAUUGAUCUAUUUUUAGAUAGUUGGGAUAUAUAUGACUUUACUAGAGAUCCGCAAAAGCCGCACCAUCCUUGGAAGAAGUCCUCUUAUUUAUUUACUUACAAGUUUUGGUGUUAAUAAAAGCGUUAAAGUGAUGUUUUCAA